Messenger RNA from Vicia villosa (hairy vetch), 1374 nucleotides. RefSeq names its product F-box/kelch-repeat protein At3g23880-like. Bases 1 to 1374 code for a protein of 457 amino acids. The record is from RefSeq and is a predicted model, not a curated record. The transcript has 2 exons. Gene Ontology annotation, molecular function: protein binding. Lineage: Eukaryota; Viridiplantae; Streptophyta; Magnoliopsida; Fabales; Fabaceae.
AUGGCGAUGACGAUGAACAAGGAUUGCGAUGGGGAUGCCGACGAUGACUUAGGGUUCUUAUUCCUGAGUUUGCAUCUUCGUGAGUUUCUUCAGAUUACUCCAUUUUUGUAUCUGCUGUCUAUGAUGAAUCCCUCGCCGGUGGUACUUCCUAACGAUCUCAUCUCAGAGGUACUUUCCAUUCUUCCAGUUAAAUCUAUUCUUCGUUUUAAGUGUGUCAGUAACCAUUGGAGAACCCUCAUCUCCGAUCAUGCCUUUGUGAAAUUGCAUCUUAAGAGAUCAAAAACACGAAUUCCAUUCUUAACAUUAGUAAUAAUUCAUACAACAGAAAUGUCCUUAGGCAGCAUUCACUCUGAUUGCAGUGUUGUUCCAUACCCUAUACGCAGUUUACUCCAUAACCCCUCGUUCACCCUUUUUGAUGACCCUUACAAUCAUCUGAAAAACAAAGGAUGUGAUCGUAUCGUUGGUUCAUGCAACGGAUUAAUUCUUUUGGCUGGCACUGGUUAUCUUACAAAUUUCAACCAUAUUUCGAAAUCUAAGAAUAUCGAUAACUGGUUCCGUGUUUGGAACCCGGCCACCAGGGCAACUUCUAAAAAAUUCGGGUACUAUCGCGCCUUUGGUGAUUCUCAACGUUACAACUCUGCAUUCGGUUGGGAUAACUUGAAGGACAGUUAUAAAGUGGUGGCGUACCGUUACAAUCAUCAAUUCAUAUCACAAGUGAGAAUUCUUAAUGUAGAUGAUGAUGUUUGGAGAAAUGUUGAAAGUCUCCCGGCUGUUCCUAUUCAAUGUAUUUAUGUGUAUUUAAGUGGAAGUCUUAAUUGGUUGGCCGUUCGAAGUAAAGAAAUUAAUGGUGAGAAGUUUGUUAUUGUUUCACUUGAUUUGAGAACAGAGACAUACAAUCAAUAUCUACUGCCUCGUUGUUUUGACCAAGCGGUGUCUAGAGAGUCAGGUGUGUUGGGGGGCUUGCCUAGAGAUUCGGUCUUUGGUAUGUUGGAUGGCUGCCUUUGUUUUUCUUAUAUUUACAAGAAAACUGAUUUCGUUAUAUGGCAGAUGAAACAAUUUGGAGUUGAAGAUUCUUGGACGCAAUUCCUUAAAAUUAGUUUUCAAAAUCUUCAAAUAACUUAUGACUAUACUAGGGAGCAGGAUAAUAAGCAUGUUUUGGGGUUGAUGCCACUGUUUCUUUCCGAUGAUACAUUGAUUUUGGUUACCAAUCAAAAAACCCAUGCAAUUCUCUAUAAUUGGAGAGAUAAUAGAGUAAGGCGAACAAACAUUAUUGCUCGUAGAUCUAUUACUCAGGAAGGAACUAUCCGUCAUUGCGAUUUUUUAAAUUGGAGCUUUACUAAAGAUUAUGUUGAAAGCUUAGUUCCAAUUUUUUGA